Molecule: messenger RNA, 1937 nt
Organism: Phyllotreta striolata
Lineage: Eukaryota; Metazoa; Arthropoda; Insecta; Coleoptera; Chrysomelidae
Source: the annotation of a GenBank genome assembly
UAACUUUACAUUAAAAACACGGCAAACUAACGGGAACGGUCUUCUUUUCCAUUUGCCAGUCGUUUAGGCCAGUACCCUUUUUCCACUGGCAAGUGCCACGUUGUAUUUAUCGCUAGCAGUUAAUUUAUUAAUACAAUUGGAAACGAGAACGAAACCAACCAUCUUAAACAUGUUUAAAGUGACCGGUCUGGCGUUUGUGCUGUUGAUAAUCAAUCAAGGAGUUUUCGGAGAAGAUAUAGCGGUCGAUGAUGGAGUUUUGGUCCUGACGAAAGAUAAUUUCAAGACAGCUGUCGGCGACAAUGAAUUUAUCUUGGUCGAGUUCUAUGCUCCCUGGUGUGGACAUUGCAAAGCCCUUGCUCCGGAAUACGCCAAAGCCGCCAAGGCCUUGGCCGAAAAGGAAUCGGCCAUCAAAUUGGGCAAAGUCGAUGCCACUCAAGAACAAGACUUGGCCGAGCAGUUCGGAAUCGGGGGCUACCCCACGCUGAAGUUCUUCCGGAAAGGUUCACCCGUCGAUUAUUCCGGCGGUAGACAAGCCGAUGAUAUCGUUAACUGGCUGUUGAAGAAGACCGGUCCCCCUGCUAGAGACGUUUCCACCGUCGAAGCCGCCAAAGAACUAAUCGAUUCCAACAACGUAGUAGUGAUCGGUUUCUUCAAAGAUCAAACCACCGAAGCAGCCAAAGCCUUCUUAGAAGUAGCUGCCUCAGUAGACGACGUUCCGUUCGGUAUCACCGACGACGAACCGGUGUACAAAGAGUACGAGGCCUCCGACGAUACCGUCGUUUUGUUCAAAAAAUUCGAUGAAGGUAAAGUGGUGUACGAUGGCAAACCGGACGAAGCUGAAAUCAAGAAAUUCGUGCAAGCCAAUUCCCUGCCUCUCAUCGUAGAAUUUAACCACGAAACCGCCCAGAAGGUGUUCGGCGGCGAGAUCAAGAGCCACUUGUUGUUGUUCCUGAGCAAAAGCGACGAAUCCUUCCAGAAAAUCACCGACGCCGCCCGAUCGGUGGCCAAACCCUACAAAGACCAAGUCCUAUUCGUAACCAUCGACGCCGAGGACGAAGACCACCAGAGGAUCCUCGAGUUCUUCGGCAUGAGCAAGAAGGAGGUACCGGCCGCUCGAUUGAUCAAACUCGAAGAGGACAUGGCCAAAUACAAACCGGCCAGCGAUGACUUAACGGCCGAUAACAUCAAGCAAUUCGUCGACGAUUUCCUAGCCGGCAAGCUGAAGCAGCACCUGCUCAGCCAGGAGUUGCCCGACGAUUGGGACAAGGAAGCCGUGAAAGUACUGGUGGCCAGCAACUUCGAUUCCGUCGCGUUGGACUCGAACAAAGAUGUUUUGGUGGAGUUCUACGCCCCGUGGUGCGGCCAUUGCAAGCAACUGGUGCCGAUCUACGACAAAGUGGGCGAGCAUUUCAGCGGCAACGAUGACGUGGUGAUCGCCAAGAUGGACGCCACCACUAACGAAUUGGAGCACACCAAAGUGACGAGCUUCCCUACUAUUAAGUUGUACGCCAAAGGGGAGAAUCAGGCCAUCGAAUACAACGGACCUAGGACGUUCGAAGGGCUCACUAAGUUCGUUGAGAGCGGCGGUAAAGAGGGCGCUGAGGUGGAGCCUUCGGAAGAGGACCUCGACGACGAUGAGGCCGGCAAGAAGGACGAGCUGUAGGCGCGUUAUGGUUUAGUGGAAGAUAUUUUUUUAUACUCUUCAAAAUGCCUCGGUAUAAUAUAUUUUUUUAGAUUAUUUUUUUUUUGUACAGUUUCCGUUUAAAAUUGCAUAUUUAAUUAUAAUUAGUAACGUCUGUACUGUUUCGCAUUUGUUUCUCGUUAUUGGAGAAUUUAAGAGACUGGUUGUGUUCCGAACUUCAUCUCAGAAUAUGUUUUUUUUGUAACUUAAAAGAUAUUUUGUGAAUAUUGUAUAAUAAAUUCAGCUAACACUUCGU